CGUUAGCUGAAGGUAGAGUUCAGCAACUUCAUCAGUGUGUAAUGUUAUAAUUAUUUUCUAUUGAAAUAAGCCCUUUUCUAUGGACUUGUUGCUCCGCGCAGUGGGUCCGUUUAACGUUACUACUAAUGUGAAGUGAACUGUGCUGUCAUGCCUCCAGUCAUGGCUCAGAUCAGUGAUCCAAAGAUCGCAUUUGCCUACCUGCGCCCAGCCUGUGUCCUCCUCACCCAAGCGCCCACUGUGUCCAAUGUGGAGACGCUGAGUGCCCAGUUAAAAGAAGUCAACGAUGCCACGUUGCAGCAGCUCCAAGAGUAUGUCCUCUUCCCUCUUCGCUUCGUCCUUAAAGUCCCCGGGCCCAAGAAGGACAAAUUGGUGCAGGCUGUGGCUGAGGCCAUGAGCCACAUACUGGAGAACACUUGUGUCCAGAGCUGGGAGACCCUCCGUGACCUCCUCUCAGAGCUGUGCCUUUGCCUGUGCUCUCCAAGCGAUCCUGGGAAACCUGCAGAUACAUCAGAGGAGCUGAAAUCAGCUGUGUUGAGGUGCCUGAAUGCACUGCUUCAUGCUGCUUAUGGCGAUAUAGUCUUCAAACUUUUUGAACCGAUGAUGUUGCCUGGACUGGGAGCUGCCAUAUCACUCCUGCUGGCUUUAGGAGAGAAGGAGAAAUCUCGAGAUGUGCAGGCAGCAGCGUUGAAGUGCCUCCAGGCUUUGACUCUACAGUGUGACUGCACUCAGGAGCAUGUACUCCCAUCCUCAGUGGAGAGAUGUGCUAUAGGCACCACCAUGGCUUCUUUCUUACCUGGGAUCACUGUGGCUGUAGCCAGGAUCAUUACAGGAGAUCUGAGACAAGGCCAUGCAGUCACAGUCAGGGCCAUCAAGGUUUUAAUCUGCAUUCAGUCCUGUAUUACAAUGUGUGAAGUUGUUCUCAGGGAAGUAUCACAGAGGAAUCAGAGCCGUAGCUGUAGCAGCAGCAGUGAUAAUACCAGCAAAAGCAGCAGCAGUGCCCAGACCUUCACUGACGUACUUUCAGAGAACCUCCACUCUUUGGCCACCUCCCUGCCCAGACUGAUGAGGACCUCUGAUGACCAGAAAAAGCUGUUUGUCCUCAACGUGUUUCUGGGUUAUUUAAAAGUCCUGGGACCGCUGGUCUCUGUGGUGCUAAACUCUGCAGCACAUCUCGAGAGGAUCUCCAAAGCCUUGAUGCAGGUGCUGGAGCUGGAUGUGAUGGAUGUUCGCAUUGUGGAGGAAAGGAGUUACGGUGUUACCAUUGAGACAAGCUCAGGCUCUCCUGAUUCGUACACUGAUCACAUACAGAGGAAACAUUUCCUCUACUUCACAGAUGAGAAGAUCUUCUCUGUGCUCAUGGAGAUCUGUCGAACAUUAGCUUACUACGGCAACCUUUACCUGCUGACAGAUCACUUCCUGGAUCUGUACCAACAGUCGUCAGCAUACAGAAAGCAGGCUGCCAUGGUACUAAAUGAGAUUGUCAGGGGUGCUGCAGGCAUCGCUGUGGCAACAGAGGGUCAGGGUUUGGACGGUCAAGUUCGGGGACACUCUGCCAACCAGGAAGACCUAAAAGAGGCAGUGGUGUCUAUCAUGGAGGAGUACACCAGUCUGAACAACUGGCACUUGAUUACUGUGAGUGAGGAGACGGAUAGAGACCGACAGGACCAGCAGCUGCUCAGCCCACCCAGACUCCUCUCCAUAUCCAACAGUAAUGUCAACAACACUCAAGCAAACUCUCUCCAAGUGAUUCCUUCUUCGUUUGGCACCCCAUCUUCCUCACCCUCCGCCUCCACAAUCCACCAGCUCAACAGCAAUAUCUGGCAGCUGUGUAUCCAACUGGAGGGCAUCGCCUGCUUUGCUCAGGCACUGGGGCGUGACUUUCGGCCCCUUUUGAUGACAUCUCUGUACCCUGUGCUGGAGAAAGCCGGAGAGGAAUCACUGCUGGUCAGCCAGGCGGCACUGGGCUCUAUGUGGGACAUCAGUAAGGCCUGUGGCUACCCCUCUCUGAAGGAGCUGAUCAAUGAGAACUCUGAUUAUCUGCUCAAUGACAUAUCUCUUAAUCUGCAGAGGCUCAGCCAGCAUCCACAGGCUCCACGGGUGUUGACAGUGAUGUUGACUCACUCCGACUGCAGCCUGCUGCCUCUGGUCGGGGACAUCGUUCAGGAUGUGCUGAUGGCUCUGGAUCUCAGCUACGACCACACAGCUGCUCUUUUCUGCUCUGUGCUGCACGCGCUCAUGAAGGCACUGGCGAGGUGGUUUCCUUCUAGCUGUGGAAGGACCAGUGAGUCUGCCAGACCCAAGCAGACCUCCCCUGACAAAGAAGUCUUCAACGUCCGCCAAUUCCUGCUGGAUCACCGCAAACAGAAAGAGUUGGCAGAGGGCAUAGGAAUAGAGGAAGACGACACUGAAGACCUUGAAGUCCCUCCGCCCAUGGAGUCUGAGGAUGCUGAAGAUAUUGGUGGUCCUGAUGUGAAAGCAGAGCUUGCCUCCCACCUCAGCAUCACUAAAGAUGUAAUGGAGCGCUGCAUUCAUCUGCUGUCUGACCCCAGUCUCAGGCUCCGACUCAAGGUAUUGGACGUGCUGGAGCUGUGUGUGUGUGUACUGCGUGAGAAGGAAAAUGAAUUGCUGCCCAUGGCUCAUCGGUGCUGGCCCGCCCUCCUACAGCGACUCACAGCUGAUGACCCUCUAGCAGUCCUCAGAGCCUUCAGGGUGCUGUGUACGCUGGGUGAAACAUGUGGUGACUUCCUGAGGAGGAGGGUAUCUAAAGAGGUACUGCCCAAGCUGAGCUCCUCGCUGGCACGGCAGGCGCCGGUUAGCGCCAAGGCUGGACCCAUUUACACACACACCCUGGCCUACAAACUGCAGCUGGCUGUGCUGCAGGGACUGGGCUCACUGUGCCAGAGGCUGGACCUGGGUGAGGCUGACCUUGAUGCUGUAUGUGAAGCCUGCCUGCCCUACCUGAGCUGCAGACAACCAAUCAGACUGCAGGAAGCCAGCUUGAGCGUUUUCCAUCACUUAAUCCAGGUAGAUCCGGAUGCCUUCUGGUUUACUCUGAAUGAGCUGCACUGCCCGUCCUCCUACAUCCCGUCCCACCCCGAUCUCCAGCCUGUGCAACUAAACGGGAUGGGCCGACCCAGAGACGAGUAUUCAGACAACGUUCUGAAGCUGCUGAGAGAGGAGUUUGGCUCGGUUGCAGAGACAGUCAACCAGCCAGUCGGCUAAUGAGCUGAGAUUGAUGUGAUUGACUCGUCUCUCACGUGGACGGCUUAUUGAACCGCUGACUCCAACAAGUCAGUUCACUGAAAGGAAAAUCUGACAAUUGUGCCAAAAAGCAGCCAUCAGAUACGGUUGUGAUAACCUUCCCACCCUACACAGCUCUGAUAAGCAGCGAGGUACAAAGGGAAAAUGUCAAUGAAGCAUCUCGCCGCUGUUCACUCUCCUGCUGCAGGUGUAGCACCACUUCUGACAGGUCUUUUGCAUUGGGAGACAUGCAGUCACAGUGCGGAUGUUUUUUAUUUUGUGUGAAGGCACUGACAUAUACUGUAUGCAAAUGUUACGUUUGCUAUUCCUUUUGUUUCUUCAUUUUCUUAAGAAAUACCAUAUUCAUACUUGGCACUACUUUGCUGGGCUGAAUUACUCAACCUUUAGUUUCAGACUAGUCCUGAACACAUGGGGCUUUUAUACAGAUUAACGUGGCCAUUGGUGACUCAGAUAACGAGAUUUAAUUGUGACCUUAAAACAUUCUUCAUGAGGUGUCAAACAUUCUGCACUUGUGUUGAGCCUCAAAGUCAGUAUGGAAGUAUGAGAAAGCUCAAAUGUCAUGCCAGGUUGAUAAUCUUUUUGCUUUUAAGUCUUUAAUGGGGAAUUACCAAUUUUACACACCAAAGACUGUCCACAGAUGUUGGAAUGUGUGACUGCACAUUUAAAUAAAGCUGCAUAGAGCCUUUUGUGGCUCCAGAGGAAGUAGAAUACAUGACCUCAAGUGAUGUCACUUGAGUCAGCAUCAGUUGUGGCUCCUCAUCUCUGCCUAUGUUUAGGGGCUUGAAGCUAAAUUAGCCGCUCCUAGCAUAACACACCAGAAUCUCAGCAGUUGUGUUGCAUUGUGGGUGAUGUACCCACAGGCACCAGGUUUUGACAAUGAGGAAGACUGUGUGAAAUAAAAAAAGAUGGUAUCUCUGGUCCUGCGAUUUUUUUAAUCCCAUGCCCACUGGUAAAUAUUUAACAACAGGUCACAUUUAUGGAUAUGUAAUCUACUCUUUUAAAAAGGAAAAAUAUAUAAAACAGCUGGGCAAUGUGAUAUUUUUAUGCAAACUGUGGACUAUUUUCAGCCCUGGAUUUGGUUUGUCACUGAGAAUUUAUGGCAGCAUACACCAUGAAUGUUGGAUUGAGAGCCCGUGGUCACUGUGAUGAACAUUUCAAAAACAUGUUGGCCAGUGCAACAGUGUGGUUUGUGUUUCUCCAAGUUUUGGACAACAAUGGAGCUCUGUGGCACAAGGAAAUAAGCUAUAUCUGGCUUUGAAUACACAGAGAAUACUUGCUAGUAUUACAAAUUUAUUGUUGUUUUCAGUCUACUCAUGGGGUAUUGCUGACCACCAGUCUUGUCCCAAACAAAACACCUAACCCAGAUGUGCUGGGUACUACCAGGUACUAGAGCCUGCACCAUCCAUCUUUUCGUCUUGCUUAGAGACUUCUCUAAAGAUGUCCAUCUACACGUAAGCCUCUUAAUAAAAAUGAGUUGCAGCAGCACAGUGGGGCAGUCGUUAGCAUUGUCACCUCACAGCAAGAUGGGUCCUGGUUUGAACCUGGGGUUGGGGGUUCGAACCCAGGGUGGGGGAACCCUUCUCUGCUGAGUUUGCAUGUUCUCCCCAUGUCAGCGUGGGUUUUCUCACAACACUUCGGCUUCCUCCCACAGUCCAAAGACAUGUAGGUUAAUUGGUGACUCUAACUUGGCCAUAGGUGUGAAUGUGAAUGUGAAUAGUUGUCUGUCUCUAUGUGUCAGCCCUGCAAUAAUCGGGUGACCUGUCCAGGGUGUACCCGCCUCUCGCCCAGUGCCAGCUGGGAUAGGCUCCUUCAGGCCUUCUUGAGAUAUUACUUUCACAAGAAUGAGAUGGACACAAGGCCACAGCAACUUUGAACUUUGACUACUAAAAUCUAAACAGUUCAUUUUUUGAGUCCAAGUGGAAGUUUGUGCCAAAUUUAAAGAAAUUCCCCCAAGUUGUUCUUGAGAUAUCGUGUUCACAAGAAUUAGACGGACAUAAGGUCACAGUGACCUCUACCUUUGACCACCAAAAUCUCACUCGUUCAUAGAGUCAAAGUGGAUGUUUGUGCAAAAUUUGAAGACAUUUUCUUGAGGCAUUCUCGAGAUGUUCACAAGAAUGGGAUGGACAAACGACCUGAAAACAGAAUGCCUUCAGCCAUGGCUAUCGCCAGUGUGGAGGCAUAAUUAGAAAAAACAGGCAGAGGGCAGAGUCUCUGCAGAUAAGUCUACCGCCACACACUUCUAGUGGCUCAUAGUGGUGAUUAGAGAGAUUACUUCUGUAUGAGUCUAUAUAUUGUUUAGGAAAAUCCUGCAUUGUAUAUUUUUAAAAUAUACUUUUUAUAAGAAAUGUUUAGUAAGGCUGGGCAUCAUUUUACAUUGUUUGCUGCUAGUGCAGAUACAAUACCAAGUUUCCAGGAGGAUGCAAAAACAUCUUACUUUAAGGAGUAUUCUCUACAAAUUCUUUUUUUCUGGUCAUUUAACAAAAGACAACAUUCUUAAAUGUUCAGUGUUUCCAAACACAA
Epinephelus fuscoguttatus (brown-marbled grouper) is the source of this 5781-nucleotide messenger RNA. It is a transcript of the gene tti1, whose product is annotated as TELO2 interacting protein 1. The transcript has 14 exons. Gene Ontology annotation, cellular component: cytoplasm. NCBI's taxonomy places the organism in Eukaryota, Metazoa, Chordata, Actinopteri, Perciformes, Serranidae. Gene Ontology annotation, biological process: chromatin remodeling. Bases 148 to 3222 code for a protein of 1024 amino acids. The record is from RefSeq and is a predicted model, not a curated record.